AUGGGGGGCCUCGACAACUUCUCAGUUGUACCUGACGCACUACUGCUCAAAUACGAGCGCCGCGGCCACGUCACGACGCGCCAGCUGCUGCCGGGAAAGGCCGUGGACACGCUCCGCAUCGAAGCGAACAAGGCGGUCGACACGCGGGAGCUGGAGGCGCUGCGGCAGCGCGUGCGCGUCCUGUGUCCCAGCGUUGACCCUCAGGGCAUCAAGUCAGCCGAGGCGGCGUUCCAGAUCCUCGCAGACCACGGAGACGACGAGGUUGGCUUCCUGCAGUUCUUCAACCUCCACCGACACAGCGAGGCCGUUCGGGCGAUCGUGACGUCGCCGCGGCUCGUGGCCACCGCGUCGCAAAUACUGGGGGGAGUCAGCAAGCUCCGGGUGUACCAGGACUGCCUGUUCCUGAAGAAGCCGGGGUUCGGGGCCACGAACUGGCACUCGGACCUCCGCAUGGCCCCGCUCGACACGCACAAGCUCGUCACGGCCUGGAUACCGCUCCGCGACGUGUCGGGAGAAGGCGAUUCAGGUCUGAUCUUCGCACAGGGCUCCCAUCGCGACUUCGCGUUGCCGUUCUGGUACGACCUCUCCGCCGAGCCGUUCGAUCUCGCCUCCCGCGGGUACCCCCUCGGCAGCGUCGGGCGCAUGGCGGUCGGCGACGUCUCGUGGCACGACGGCUGGGUGCUGCACGCCGCGCCGCCGCAGCCGCCGCGCUCGCCCGUGCGCGCCGCGCUCGCGGUCAGCUAUUUCUGCGACGGCGCCCCGACGCUUGCGCGCGACCACCCGGCCUUCCGUGGCGACCGCGGGCACGCUGAGGACGCAGAGAGCUACGCGGCAUGGAUCGACGACGUCCCACACGGCGCGCCGGCGCGACACGAGCUCCUGCCGCUGGUCCACGCGCCCCCGCUGUCGCAGGCAGCCACGCGGCGACGGUAG
Molecule: messenger RNA, 933 nt
Organism: Pedinophyceae sp. YPF-701
Lineage: Eukaryota; Viridiplantae; Chlorophyta; Pedinophyceae
Source: the annotation of a GenBank genome assembly